CAGAAAGAUUUGAACUUUGAAGCAGGGCAUCGUUUGUUAGUGGAGUGGUGAAAGAGAUGUUGAUGUCUCUGGACUUCCGACCUCCAUUAACUUCACCUCAAAACCCUAAUCUCAACUCAACCCAAUUGUCUAAAUCCUUUAAAAACCCUUAUGCUCCCUCUCUUUUCUUCUCUACAUCAUUUGAAAGCCGUAAUUUCAGUUCAACCCAUAUCUCCAAACCUCUCAAAAACCCCAUCACAAUCCUCAAUCUCCACCUAACUUCGAGACGAUCAUCCAAUUUAAGAUAUACCCAAUUAAUUUCUCUUUUCAAAGACCGUACUUUUCCUGUGUUUAGGCUCAGAAGUCCCCCAACAUUAAAUCCCAGAAACCGGUUUCAGAGACUUAAGUGCUAUGGGAUUAAGGACUCCGGUGAAGAGACUAAGGUGGUGGUGAACUCUGGUGGUGACGAUGGAGGUGGCGGAGGUGGCGGAGAUGGAGAUGGAGAUGACGAGCCGGUGGAGAAGAGAAGUGGGCUAUUGCCAGAAUGGUUGAAUUUAACUUCAGAUGAUGCUAAAACAGUGUUCGCGGCAUUAACCAUAGCGCUUGCUUUUAGGUCAUUCGUGGCAGAGCCGAGGUACAUACCUUCAUUGUCGAUGUAUCCUACAUUUGAUGUUGGAGAUCGAAUUGUUGCAGAGAAGCUUACAUACUACUUUAGGAAGCCAUGUCCUAAUGAGAUAGUAAUUUUUAAGAGUCCACCUGUUCUUCAAGAAGUAGGAUACACUGAUGAUGAUGUCUUCAUCAAAAGAGUAGUUGCCAAAUCAGGUGAUAUUGUGGAGGUUCAUAAUGGAAAACUUAUUGUUAAUGGUGUUGUACGAGAUGAAAACUUCAUUCUUGAAGCACCUUCUUAUGAAAUGACACCAAUUCGUGUACCAGAGAACUCAGUCUUUGUGAUGGGUGAUAAUCGUAAUAAUAGCUAUGACUCCCAUGUUUGGGGUCCUCUUCCAGCCAAAAAUAUCAUAGGAAGAUCAGUAUUUCGAUAUUGGCCCCCAAACAGGAUAGGUGGCACGGUACCUGAUAGUGGCUGUGCUGUUGACAAACAGGAAAGCAGCCAAGAAUCUGAAUAUAGAUCCAAGGGCCAGUAGGUAUUUAACCAAAAGAGGGUAUGACUUUUGGUUAUUUAUGUCAUGUUCCCUUAGAAUAUCAUGUAUUUCUCUUGCCUCUUUCUAUGACUUUUUGAAAAAAAAAAAGAAAAAAAAUUCUGUGGUAUCAAUUUUGAUAAAAGGUCCAUUCUUGUAAAACAGGCCCUUUUUGAGGCCUAUCCUAAUGAUCUUACAACUGCAGAUAAAGCAUUGACCAUUGUAAUGGCUAAAGAUCAAUACAAUUCCAAUUUUUUU
Messenger RNA from Rubroshorea leprosula, 1373 nucleotides. The record is from the annotation of a GenBank genome assembly. Lineage: Eukaryota; Viridiplantae; Streptophyta; Magnoliopsida; Malvales; Dipterocarpaceae.